Messenger RNA from Dujonia railenensis, 378 nucleotides. Lineage: Eukaryota; Fungi; Ascomycota; Pichiomycetes; Serinales; Debaryomycetaceae. The record is from the annotation of a GenBank genome assembly.
AUGGCCGGGCUUCGAAUGGUAAGAACUUUAGCGAGAGGUGAAUUGGGAUUGAGAGGCAUCAGUUAUUUGGUCCGUUAUGCUCUGACUUUCUCAGUUAGGUUAUCGAAUUUUGGUCGCUCUCUUAUCAGUCUGACCCCAGCUUUUUUCCAUUACAAAGUGGCCAAUCUGAUUGGUGCAGGGGGGUCGGUUGGUUGGAUACUGCACAGACUCCCCAAAUCGCUGCUAGUGCGUGGCCCCAAAUCGCAGCGGUCCGGUGAGACCUCACUGCCAACUCAGUGCGAACAGUGCGAUCAGUGCGAACUCAGUGCGAUCAGUGCGAUCAGUGCGAACAGUGCGAACUUGGGCAACUGCAGGAAAUGUCAACACAUCGUAAAUUGA